AUGGACGGCCCAGAAUCUGCGGCUGGUGAGCGGACGUGGGUCCGCUUCCUUGGAUAUGCUAAUGAAGUUGGUGAAGCAUUCCGGGCACUGGUACCUGUAGGUCUGGUCUGGGCCAGUUAUGGAAUAUCAGCUGCAUAUGUGACAGCUGAUGCAGUGGACAAGGGAAAGAAAGCAGCUGCCGCUCACGGAGACAGGCCUGGGAAAACUAUGAAGGUUGGUGCAGCAGUCGUGGAUACUUUUAUCCGGCAGGCUUUGGCAUCAGUUGCGGUUCCAGGUUUCACCAUCAAUCGACUGUGCGCAGCUUCCCUUUUUCUCCUACUGAAAACUACGAGGUGGCCACUGCUUGUGAGGAAGUGGACAACCACGGCAAUUGGACUGUCUGCCAUUCCAGUUAUUAUAACUCCCAUCGACAAGUCAGUAGAUUUUCUUUUGGAUUCUACGUUACGGAAGUUGUAUGGAACGGAAGAACACAAGCCAUAA
Molecule: messenger RNA, 480 nt
Organism: Hypanus sabinus (Atlantic stingray)
Lineage: Eukaryota; Metazoa; Chordata; Chondrichthyes; Myliobatiformes; Dasyatidae
Product: mitochondrial fission process protein 1-like
Exons: 1
Coding region: 1-480 (159 amino acids)
Biological process (GO): mitochondrial fission
Cellular component (GO): mitochondrion
Source: RefSeq, a predicted model, not a curated record